This is a messenger RNA of [Candida] anglica, 2514 nucleotides long. The record is from the annotation of a GenBank genome assembly. NCBI's taxonomy places the organism in Eukaryota, Fungi, Ascomycota, Pichiomycetes, Serinales, Debaryomycetaceae.
AUGGAUAGAUCAGAACUUGAGUCGAUAGGAACAUCGACCAGGAGUUCCACUCCCCCAAUAUUCCCGAGGAUAGAGGCACGAGAAGCGAACGCUAAAGAUGGACACGAUGAUAACCAUUCAAUACGACAGUUGCGGAGUGCAUUGUUUAGACCAGCAGAAUUCCAAGAAUCUGUAGACAUUUCCAAUACGGGCACUGCCCUGAAUCAUUUCAAGACUCAGUUUGAUACUGACUCAGAAGAUAACUCAUCAGUACAUGCAUAUUCUAUUCAAACGACCAUAGUUAAAGGAUUGGAUAUUUCCGAUCGAGGAGCACACACUGAAGAUACAAAAUUUAAAUUUUUAGAUGCUUAUGAGCGUAAUCGGAAACGACAACGCAACUUAACCGCCAAAUCAUAUGAGAAUGUAGAUUCGAGCAAAGAUGGGAUACCGUUACAAGUUCUUGAUGCAGAUGAUGAGUCUGUGUUUAAUUUAUCACAGCUUGAUGAUUUUACGAAGUUUGUACGACUGACAGAACUUAAUAACGCAAUACAUAAAAAGUACACCGAAGUGACACAUAAUGACAACGUUUUAGACGUAAUACCGACAACUGGAUUGGAGGAUUACGUAGGGAACUUUGAUGAUGAUCAUACAAGGGUGCAAAAGGCGCUGAAAUCAACUAAAUCCCCCUGGUUUGCAUUGGAUUGGAAAAAACCACCUCCAUUACAGAAUACAGAUAUACAGGAGAUAUCAUUCAAUUCAACCUUUUCAGCAGAAUCAGAUUCACCACCGGAAACCAAAUAUCUACAAAGAAAAUUAAAAGUUAGACAUUUACAGAUGAUUUCAUUUGGAGGAACAUUGGGGGUUGGACUUUUUUUGAAUAGUGGGAAAGCACUUACCAUUGCUGGAGGGUUUGGAACUCUUUUAGCAUUUGUGAUUUGUGGAAUCAUUGUACUAACCACCAUUAUAUCCUUUUGUGAAAUGGUAACGUUUGUUUCUGUUGUAGAUGGGGUUUCUGGAUUGAGCUCUCGGUUUGUCGAUGAUUCCUUUGGAUUUGCAGUGGGGUGGUUAUAUUUUUUCAGUUUUGCAUUUGGGCUCACUGGUGAGAUUGUAGCCAGUGUCAUUAUGCUCUCAUACUUCCCGGAGUUAAAAAUUUUAGAUAACAAGGCGUCCAUGGCUGGAUUCGUGACGCUUUUUCUAUUUUGCAUUCUUUUUGUUAAUUUGAUUGAUGUACGAAUAUUUGGGGAGGUGGAAUAUAUUUCGAGUUUAAUAAAGCUCCUAAUCACUUUAGUGAUGAUUAUUGUAAUGAUUAUCAUGAAUACUGGACAUUUAGGGUCGAAGGAGAUUGGGUUCAAGUAUUGGCAACAUGAGAAAUCAGAUUUUGAACAUAAUUUAAUCUUUGGUCUUUUCAGACCUACUUUCAACUUACAAGAUAAUGGAACUGAUCUUAAGGGGAUUGGUGGCGAUAAGGGAAGAUUCUUAUCAUUAUUGGUGGCAAUCUUGGUUGUUUCAUACGCUUAUAGUGGGACUGAGAUUGUUUGUAUUGCUGCUUGUGAGGCACAAAAUCCUCGUAAGGCAUUACCUUCAGCAACAAGAAGAGUGUUUUGGAGAAUUCUUAUUUUUUACUGUUUGUCAGCAUUUGUAGUCUCUUUGAAUGUUUAUGCCGGGGAUCCUAGAUUGUUACGGUAUUAUCUGGGUUCAACAGGUGUAUCUGGCGAUCAAUUUCUGUCCAAUUAUGCCAUUAAUUAUGUUGGUGGAGCUCAUUGUUAUGACCAGUCUACCAUUUUCGCCGGAUUUGGAUCUGGGUCUCAAAGUCCAUGGAUAGUUGCUUUACAAAGUGUGAAGAAGUGCAACUUUAGUUCUGUUUUCAAUGGGUUCCUUGUGUUCUUUGCUGUGAGUUGUGGGAAUGCUCAAUUAUAUGUCAGCUCCAGAACUAUUUAUUCUUUGGCCUUACAAAAAAAGGCACCAAAAAUUUUCAGUUAUUGCAAUAAUCAAGGUAUACCUUAUAACGCCGUAUUAUUUUCAGGAUCCUUUGGUAUUCUCUCAUAUAUUUGUGUGAGUGAACAGGCAACGAAUGUGUUUCAGAAUCUUACGAGUAUUAUUUCAUCUUCUGGGAUAUUCGUCUGGUUCGCCAUGUGUUUAUCUUACAUUAGAUUUUAUUAUGGAUUGAAGAAAAGACCAGAUAUCAUCAGUAGGGAUGAUAAAUCUUAUCCUUACAAGUCACGAUUCCAGCCCUAUAGUGCCUUCAUUGGACUUGUGGGAUCUGCAACUAUUUUACUUUGUAUGGGAUUUGUGGUAUUCUUGAAAGAUGAAUGGGACACUCUAUUUUUCUUUUCCAGUUAUGGUGCAUUGAUGGUAUUUGCCGUGCUAUAUCUUGGUCACAAAUAUAUUAAAAGUACGCGUAUCCCAAGUUUGGAAACCCUUGAUUUUGAUUCUGGAAGAAGAGAAAUGGAUAGGUAUAUCUGGGACGGAGGAAGAGAGUAUAAUCUUCGUAGUAUCAAAGAUGUAGCACAAAAAUGGAUUUCAUUUUUGGCCUGA